Messenger RNA from Schistosoma turkestanicum, 528 nucleotides. The record is from the annotation of a GenBank genome assembly. NCBI's taxonomy places the organism in Eukaryota, Metazoa, Platyhelminthes, Trematoda, Strigeidida, Schistosomatidae.
CUGACAGGAUGCACCAAUAGGAUGCCAUCUGUUUGACCUUUGAGUUUCAUUGCUAGUCGUCGGGUCUAAUUUGAAUUUCUGCUAUCAUUAGAGUGUCUUCAGUCCUUCAGCCCACUGAAAUGAAAACGCUGCUUGGUGAAUCGAGCGCCUCAAAAGAUAAUUUUUACGAGUUACUUGGUGUUAACAAAGAUUCAUCGGAAGACCAGAUUCUCUCUGAAUUUCGUACGAAAGCUCGAGAGCUUCAUCCGGAUAAAAAUCCAGAACCAGAUUCAGCUUCGUUUUUUCAAAAAAUUCAGAAAGCUAGAGAAGUUUUGACUAACCGAAACCUUCGCCACCUCUAUGAUGUCUGGUUGUCAAGUGACUUACCUGUUUCCUUCGAACAAUAUCUUGGUUCACAUCAGAACUUCGAAGAAGUAUUUCUAAUCCAUUUUCUUAAUAUAUAGUGUAUGCACUGGUAUUUGAAUUCUGACCAAGGCCCUCGAAUGUUGGAUAGUGCUUCAGAAUCUGAUGGUCGCUUCACGGAGAAAA